Molecule: messenger RNA, 1713 nt
Organism: Xyrauchen texanus (razorback sucker)
Lineage: Eukaryota; Metazoa; Chordata; Actinopteri; Cypriniformes; Catostomidae
Product: MORN repeat-containing protein 4-like
Exons: 5
Coding region: 127-567 (146 amino acids)
Source: RefSeq, a predicted model, not a curated record
GAUUCAGCGAGAAGAACCGAGACCUGGCGAGUGAGAGACCGAUUCUGCCUGCGGAUCCGUUAAGGACAAAGCGAAAGGUUUUCAUGAUAUUGAAGCUCCAUUCAGACAUCUCAGCUUGGUGGAGGUAUGACAUUAACCAGGGGCUCCUUCACUUAUUCCAGUGGAGAAGAAUACACAGGAGAAUGGAAGGAAGGUCGGAGGCACGGUAAAGGAGAGCUGAAGUUUGCUGAUGGCACCUGUUAUAAAGGUCACUUCGAGAAUGGCCUGUUCCACGGAUCAGGGGUGCUAGUAUUUCCUGAUGGAUCCAGGUAUGAGGGUGAAUUUGCCCAAGGAAAAUUCCAAGGGGUUGGAAUCUUCAGCAGAUUUGACGGGAUGAAGUUUGAAGGGGAAUUCAAAAGUGGCCGUGUUGAAGGAUUUGGGCUGCUGACAUUUCCAGAUGGUUCCCAUGGUGUUCCACGGAAUGAGGGAGUUUUUGAGAAUAACAAGCUUCUGAAACGUGAAAAGUGUCAGGCUGUGGUGCAGAGAGCCAAGAACUCUGCAUCCACUGCCCGUGGCCACUCUGUAUGAAAAAAACUGACCUCAGUGAGAACACCCCCAACUGCGGCUUCCAGAUCAGGCCCCCAAAUACAAUACGAAUUGCACAGGCACAAGUGAAAAGAGCAACAUGGAUCAGUGUUCAGAGGUGAUCACUGCCUUCAAAAAACGGAGCUUGAAAAUACGUGAGAACCAUCAUACCCUCAGGGAUGGAUGAAAGAUUUACCAUUCGACAUGUCUCUAUCUCUCUCACAUUGUUGCUCUGCCUUGGUUUCCUCUGUGGCUUAAGAACAUCACAAAAUUAUUUAAGCUUGAGAUGGGGGCAUGGAGAAACAUAGGCUGGUAUAAGGAUGGUCAGAAUGUGGGCAGAUUGUUUUUCUUUCCAAAAAAGAACUGAAUUUGCCUUUGUGAGCCUGUGAUUGUAUAACUUAUGUUUGACUAUAUCGGUUUUGUCGUUACUGUACAGGGAUCCCACGGUCAAGGACAACCUGGAAAUAUCAGGGAAUUUAAAAACUGGCAUUUCUAAUGCUGGGAAAGGUAUGGAAAUAAGAAAAAAUAUAAAAAGUUGUGGUCAUUUCUAUAAUGAAAUACUGGAACUUAGCAUAAGUAAUCAUCUGCAAUCUCUAUGAAGUGAAUAAAAAAAUUGAAAAUAUCCAGUAAUCCAGUAAUGAAUGAUGAGAGGAAAUGAGAAAUUAAUUGGAGAAAAAGUGUGGGAAACCUAUUGUUUUUACUUAUUUGCAUAAAAAAUGUACUUUCUUUUUUGCACAUUUGCCUUAGUUCUUGCAUAAAAAGUCACGUUACUUUUCAUCAAAUUGUCUUAAUGAUUUAUUUAUUUUUUAAUUUAAAGAGCUCUUAAUGAGUACAUAUUAUUUACUAAAAGAUUAUAGGCUAUUGUUAAAUAAUGUUUUUAAUGAUAUUUUUCCUAUAUAAUGCAGGGAACUAAAAUUGUUUCAAAUGUAUUAGGUGAUUUGCAGAUAUACAGUACAUCAACUGCAACUGUACUUUUAUUAUUAUUUUCUGAAUUGAAUGCUUAUAGCUCACUCUUCCCAUCAUGCGCAGUGUCAGAGCGAAGCCUUAGUCACUAUUAUCAGAAAUAUACAGGCACCAAAUAUAAUUUUUCACUGUUAUUUAAAUGAGCAUAGAAUCAAAACACUGACAUGGAACAUAAAAUAAAAGUCA